Messenger RNA from Hippocampus zosterae (dwarf seahorse), 1662 nucleotides. RefSeq names its product zona pellucida sperm-binding protein 3-like. Gene Ontology annotation, cellular component: extracellular matrix. Gene Ontology annotation, molecular function: acrosin binding. The transcript has 11 exons. Bases 107 to 1639 code for a protein of 510 amino acids. NCBI's taxonomy places the organism in Eukaryota, Metazoa, Chordata, Actinopteri, Syngnathiformes, Syngnathidae. Gene Ontology annotation, biological process: positive regulation of acrosome reaction; binding of sperm to zona pellucida; egg coat formation. The record is from RefSeq and is a predicted model, not a curated record.
CCAAGCUGUCAUAUCUUUUAUUUGGUCCAAAAAAAAAGAAAAAAAAAGAAAAGCAGCGCUGCUCCAUUCAAGCACCUCCGAACCCUAUUUUGGUUUGGUCGCUGUAAUGGGCUUAUGGGGGGUUUUGUUUGGGUUUUUUUUGUCAGGUGCAAGUCUUUGUACUGCUUUAAAAAACUUCAACACCACUAGCACCCCAAAUGCAAGAGUGUGGACAUGGACACCACUGCCAACGCAGCCAAUGUCAACAGAUCAUCAGUCAAACAGGACGGAGCCCAGCAAACAAGAUCCAUUCCCUGCCAGCCGGCGGCUCUGGAUCCAUCAGUUGAAGAGGCCCGCCGUUGAAGAGCGUGCAAAGAUUCUGCAAAUACAGCAAGCCAGUGAGCCGCAGCCCUCUUUCCAGGAUCACGUUGUAAAGACCCUAAUUCAAGGCCCGGAUCUUGAGCCGCCCACUGAGGUGGAUCCCAAGAUGGUGGUUGACUUAAGGGAGUGGAUUCCUGUGCCAGCCGACAGCCUGGCGGUGCAAUGUGGUGAGGGAGAGGUCAUCAUCGAGGUCAAGCGGAACUUCUUAGGAAACGGUCAGCUGAUUCAUCCGAGUGAUCUGACCUUAGGAGGCUGCAGCCUGCUAGACGUAGCCGAUGACAUGCUACGCUUCCAGACAGAGCUUCACAGCUGUGGCAGCACAAAGAAGAUGACAGAAGAAGCCCUCAUCUACACCUUUUUGCUCACCUACGUUCCAACACCAGUUGGCAGCACCUCAAUUUUUAAGACGAACCCUUCAGAGGUGCUAAUUGAAUGCCACUAUCCAAGGAGGCACCAGGUCAGCAGCGAUUCCAUUGCGCCUCAUUGGCAGGAGUUUGCAUCCAGCCUGUUAACAGAGCAACAGCUCCACUUCUCCCUGAGGCUCAUGACAGAGGAGUGGCAGUUGCAGAGGACCACCGGUGUCUACGUCGUGGGCGAGAUGAUGCAAAUUGAAGCCUCAGCCCCCCAGGGCCAUCAUGUUCCGCUGAGGGUCUAUGUUGACAGCUGCGUGGCCACGAUGAGCGCCUCCCCAAAUUCUCAGCCAUCGUAUGUCUUUGUCGACAAUCAUGGGUGUCUAAUGGAUGCGAAGCUGACGGGCGACAAGUCAUACUUCAUGCAGAGAAGCAGUGAGAAUAAACUUGCUUUCCAGCUGAAAGCCUUCACUUUCCACCAAGAUGACAAGAAUUCGCUUUACAUCACAUGUCUGCUGAAAGCAACGACAGUAUCUGCUCCAGUCAACUCGCAGCACAAAGCCUGUUCAUUUUUAGCCGAAGCCAAAAGGUGGGUGGCCUCAGGUGGGGACAACAAGGUGUGUAGCUGCUGUGAAAGCAGCUGCAGUGAGCAGAGACGGAGAAGGGACCUUGGAGAGGAUGCUGCGGCAGGUCUACUUCCCCAUGUGCAGUGGGAGGGGACAGCGCAUCUUGGCCUUAUCCAAGUGGAGGCGGAGAAUGUGACGCAGCCAGAAACUUGUUCUUCUCGUCAGAUACCAGAAGUCGCACGAGCUGCUUCCUCCCGAUCUUUAGCCACUAUAUGUACAGUGCUGGCCGGGCUGCUGCUUGCUGUCAUUGGCGCUGCCAUCUGCAGCGGAAUGCACAAACCCACUGUAAAGGUUUGUAUCUGAGGAAAAUAAAGGAUUGUGCCAAA